AUGGCCAGCCCGCUGUCACCGCAGGGCAAGGCCACGGCCACCACGUCCCUCUCGGCCGCGAGGGCAGCCUCGCCCCCUCCUCCUCCUCCUCCCGCCUCGGACCCGCCAGCCGUCGACCUCGCAGCGCCCGCACCACCCCCGCCGCUCCACCGAGCAGCACAGCAGGGCGACCUCGACCAGGUCUAUGCCCUCCUCGACCACCCGCAGCCCGACCAGCCGCCGCUCACCGCCUCGGACCCGGACCUGCAAGGCAUCACCCCCCUCCACUGGGCCGCCAUCAACGGCAACGCCCUCGUCGCCAAAGCCCUCCUCGACCGUGGUGCGCUCGUCGACGCCCGCGGUGGCGACCUCGACGCGACCCCGGCCAUGUGGGGCGCGCGCAACGGCCACCUCGCCGUCGUCCACCUCCUCGUCCAACACGGCGCCGACCCGCGCCUCGUCGACCAGCAGGGCUUCUCGCUCCUCCACCUCGCCGUGCACUCGUCGUCGGCCUUCCUCCUCGCCUACCUCCUCCUGUCCAACCUCGCCGGCGUCGACGUCGACGGGCCCGACCCCGAGGGCCACACGUCGCUCGCGUGGGCGUGCUACCAGGGCGACGCCAUCAGCGUCGAGCUCCUCCUCGCGGCAACAGCGCGUGCAUCCGCCGCAUCGCCUCGGGCCCCCGGCGUCGACCUGCACGCGCGCACCCACGACAACAAGACGGCGCGCGACAUGGCCAUCGAGCUCAAGAGCUACGCCGCGUACGCGCGCGCGCUCGCCGACGCCGGCAUGGGCGAGACGGGCGCCCAGGUCGACCGCCCGCUCGGCGAACGCAACACGCGCCGCGCCAUCUUUGCCGUCGUCGCCGCCGCACUCGGGACCGCCCUCGAACUCGCCGCCCUCGCGCCGUGGUACGUCGGCCUCCUCGCCGUCCCCGCCGUCGCGUUCGGCAUGCACCACGUCGUCGUGCGCGUCCUCCUCGGCGUCGGCGCGCCCGGCCCUGCUGCGGCGGCGGCGGCGACGGCGGGCGCCAACAAGCACGGGCACGGGCACGCGCACGGCGCAGGGGGAGGAGAGCGCGUCACCAAGAGCCCGUACCUGUGCGCCAUCAUUGUCGGCAGCCUCGGCUGGGUCGCCUGGGUCUGGCUCUCCCGGUACCUCACCCUACACGGCUACGCCCUGUCGAACCUCGUCUUUGGCGUCCUCAUCGGCUCGUGCUCGUACGCCCUCUUUAAGGCCGUCACGCUCGACCCAGGCACCGUGCGCGGUCCGGCAGUCGGCAGCGAGGGACUCAAGGAGGUCGUCGAGGAGCUCGUCGACGCCGGGGCUUUCAACGGCAUGAACUUCUGUCUGUCGUGCUUGGUUCGUCGACCGCUCAGGAGCAAACAUUCGUACGCGACCGAGCGAUGUGUCGCCCGCUUCGACCACUAUUGUCCAUGGGUCUGGAACGACGUCGGCGUCAACAACCACCGCCAAUUCCUCACCUUCCUCAUCACGCUCGUCAUCGGCGUCGUCUCGUUCCUCCACCUUACCUACGGCUACUUUUACGAGAAGGCGCCCGACCUGCCGCCGACGGCCUCGUGCCCCGCCGUGUCACCCACCUUCCUCUGCAUGGCGCUCCACUACGACCCGUUCCCGGUCGUCGUCGCCUUCUGGGCCGCCCUCCAGCUCUCGUGGACCCUCAUCCUCCUCGGCGCCCAGCUGUACCAGGUCUCGCGCCAGCUCACGACGCUCGAGCAGAGCAACCUCGGCCGGUACGGUUACAUGGGCGGCAAGCCGGGCGUCAGCGGCGCGCAGCAGCAGGGCGCCGUCGAGAAGUGGAACGCGGCCAAGCAGGCGCGGCACGCGGCGCAGCUCGGCGACGCCGGCGCCGGCGACGGCGACGACGACCCGAACAGCCUCGCGCAUGCGCCCGUGACGGGCAGCAGCAGCAGCGGCGGCGGCGGUGGGGCGGCGGACGACGACGAGGGCGCGCUCGCGUCGGCGAGGGUGCCCAAAGGCCGCAUGGCGCUCCUCCUGCGCCUCCUCGGCCUCGACCGCUUCCUCCUCUCGUCCUCGUCGCGCUCGUCUUCUCGCGCCCGUCGCUCGCGCACCGCAGGACCCGGCGCAGGCGCCAACCCGUUCGACCUCGGCGUGCGGUCCAACUGCGUCGACUUCUGGACGGCCGGCGACGAGCUCGGCGUGCGGUACGAAGAGCUGUGGGGCGUCCCGGACGGCGGCUUUGCGCGCGUCGUCGCCGAGCGCAGGAGGCGACAGGAGGAGGAGCGGAGCGCGAGGGGCGAGGGCAUGGCGCCGGGAGGCGCGUGGGACAGGGUCCGGGGCAGGAGGGGGUCGAACGCGCCGCCGGCGCCGGCGAGAGGGUACGAGAGGGUUGCGCUCGACGAGGUGUGACGAACGUGCAGAAUGUCUUCGCUGCUC
This is a messenger RNA of Rhodotorula graminis WP1, 2397 nucleotides long. RefSeq lists its product as uncharacterized. Lineage: Eukaryota; Fungi; Basidiomycota; Microbotryomycetes; Sporidiobolales; Sporidiobolaceae. Gene Ontology annotation, cellular component: Golgi membrane. The record is from RefSeq and is a predicted model, not a curated record. Bases 1 to 2370 code for a protein of 789 amino acids. Gene Ontology annotation, biological process: protein palmitoylation. The transcript has 8 exons. Gene Ontology annotation, molecular function: protein binding; palmitoyltransferase activity.